CGCUUUAAUUCCCGAGGCUGUUGGUGGCAGUUUGCUGUACGCCUGAGCCUGUUAACUGCUGGGCUGCCGGAUCUGCGGAGAGAAUGCAGCUCCCGGGCCCCUGGCCACCUUCCCAGCGCUCCUCUCCCCGCUGGCAUGGGAGCCCUUUUGAGGAAAGCGGAUGACAAUCUUCCCGAGGUGCCCAUCCCAGGCAGCAAUGCCAGGAUGCCCGUCUCUACUGCCCUCCAUCAAGAUGGCAGUCAGGAGCGGCCGCUGAGCCUGACGUCCACCACUUCCUCGUCUGGUUCCUCCCGUGACAGCCGUAGUGCCAUGGAGGAGCCUGCUGGCCCUGAGGCUUCAGCCCAGAACGGGGCAGGCUCCCCUCGUGGUCGGCACGUCCCCAACAGCAACAACAACUCCAGUGGUUGGCUGAACAUGAAGGGGCCCCGCUCCCCGUUCAACAGCCGGGCAGGGACGGGCCCUGUGCACCACAAACUCAGCUACCUGGGCCGCGUGGUGCGGGAAAUCGUGGAAACGGAGCGCAUGUAUGUGCAAGACCUGCGCAGCAUCGUGGAGGACUACCUCUUAAAGAUCAUCGACACUCCCGGGCUGCUGAAACCAGAGCAAGUCAGCGCGCUCUUUGGGAACAUAGAAAGCAUCUACGCAUUGAAUAGUCAGCUACUCAGAGACCUGGACAGCUGCAAUAAUGACCCUGUGGCAGUGGCCAGCUGCUUUGUGGAAAGGAGCCAAGAGUUUGAUAUCUACACUCAAUAUUGCAACAACUAUCCCAACUCGGUGGCGGCGCUGACCGAGUGCAUGCGGGACAAGCAGCAGGCCAGGUUCUUUCGGGACCGGCAGGAGCUGCUGCAGCAUUCCCUGCCUCUGGGCUCCUACCUGCUCAAACCAGUCCAGCGCAUCCUCAAGUACCACCUGCUGCUCCAGGAAAUUGCCAAACACUUUGAUGAAGAGGAGGACGGAUUCGAGGUGGUGGAGGACGCCAUUGACACCAUGACGUGCGUGGCCUGGUACAUUAACGACAUGAAGAGGAGGCAUGAGCAUGCGGUCCGGCUGCAGGAGAUUCAGUCGCUGCUCAUCAACUGGAAGGGGCCAGAUCUUACCACCUACGGGGAGCUGGUCCUGGAGGGCACCUUCCGCGUGCACCGCGUGCGCAACGAACGCACUUUCUUCCUCUUUGACAAGAUACUGCUCAUCACCAAGAAGCGGGGCGAUCACUUUGUCUACAAGGGUCACAUUCCGUGCUCCUCGCUGAUGUUGAUUGAAAGCACCAGAGACUCCCUGGGCUUCACCGUCACCCACUACAAGCACAGCAAGCAGCAGUACAGCAUCCAGGCCAAGACGGUGGAGGAGAAGCGGAACUGGACGCAUCACAUCAAAAGGCUUAUCUUGGAGAACCACCACGCCACCAUCCCCCAGAAGGCCAAGGAAGCCAUCUUGGAAAUGGACUCCUAUUACCCCAACAGAUAUCGCUAUAGCCCAGAGCGGCUGAAGAAGGCUUGGUCUUCCCAAGACGAGGUGUCUACCCAUGUCCGCCAAGGUCGCCGGCAGUCUGAGCCCACCAGACACCUGCUCAGGCAACUGAACGAGAAAGCAGCCAGAGCAGCAGGAAUUAAGCACGCGGGCAGUGCUGGCACCCUCCUGGACUUUGAGCAGCCACCCCAGGCACGGGACCUACAGCCGGAGGCUGAGGGGGCUGCCCAGGAGGAGCAUGAGGAAGAGGAGGAGGAGGCUGUGGAGGAAGAGGAGGAAGAACAGCAGCAACGGCAGGCCUUUCCGGUCUCUCUGGAAGACCUGGCAGGGCACGAAGGCAGUGAGAAGGUGUCUGGGCCAGAGCCCCCGGGCUCGGAGGAGGAGGAGGAGGAGGAGAGUCUGGCAGUGGCAGAGCAGGUAGCUGACUUUGCCAGCUCCCUGCUGGCCGCUCUCCACUGCUGGCACUAUCGGGCCAACGCUUUACUUUUCUCCCGGGGUGCUAUGGGGAAGAAGGGCUGCAGAGAUUCUGAAGGCCCUAAGAGCUGUAGAAAACCCAGCAACCGAUCUCCAACCAGUGCAGAAAAGCGCAUGAGCUUCGAGUCUGUCUCUUCCUUGCCAGAGGUUGAGACAGACCCUGAGCCAGGGACUGAGCAAGAGGUCUUUGCUGCUGUGGAAGGUCUCAGCGCAGAGGAGAUGCCUUCAGACCCAGAAUCUCCAGAAGUCCUGGAAACACGGCCUGACGCCCCCCAGGCGUUGUUGGCGAUGGACCACCCAGCAGAUGUGGUAGACUUUGUGGUGGCCGAGUGCAGUGAGGACCUUAAGGCCCUGAGCAGUGAGGAAGAGGAAGAAACGGGGACAGCCCAGGAGCCGGAGAGUCUCCUGCCACCCUCUGUGCUGGACCAGGCCAGCGUCAUUGCUGAGCGCUUUGUCAGCAGUUUCUCUCGGCGGAGCAGUCUGGCCCUGGAGGAUGGCAAGUCCAGUGGCUUCGGGACACCAAGGCUGACCAGCCGGAGUAGCAGUGUGCUCAGCUUAGAGGGCAGCGAGAAGAACCUGGCCCAGUGGGGCAGUAACCCAGAUUCCCUCGGCUCCCCGCCUGCUCCAGAAAUGGCCAUCAACGUCGGGUUGGCCACAGAGAGUGACCCUGCUGUCAAUGGGACGGAACCCCCAAACGCAGACCGCCCCGUGGAGCCCGACAGAUCUUCCUGCAAGAAGAAGGAGUCAGCACUCUCUACCCGAGACCGGCUGUUGCUGGACAAAAUUAAGAGCUACUAUGAAAACGCUGAGCACCAUGACGCGGGCUUUAGCAUCCGGCGCCGAGAGAGCCUCUCCUACAUCCCCAAAGGACUGGUGCGCAGCUCCGUGUCCAGGUUCAACAGCCUUCCCAGGCCAGACCCGGCACCGGCAGCUCCGGUGGGGUGCAAGAGGCAGGGGGCCUCCCGGCCGGCCUCGUGGACUCUGUUUGACCUCCCGGGCCCCGACCAGCCGGGCCCAGGGGAACUGGGUCCCGUCUCGGACGCUGAGUUCCGUCCGUCUUCGGAAAUGGUGAAGAUGUGGGAGAGAAUGGAGUCUUCCGAGAGAAGCCCGUGGGCGGGGCCGGGCCAGGCCCAGGCCAAUGGCUUUGAGCUGCAAGAACCGCUCUUCAUCCUGGAAGAGCCCGAGCUGGGAGCCAUCACCGAGGAGUCGGCGGCCGCCUCUCCGGGAAGCGCCUCCCCCACCGAGCGGCCCAGCCCAGCCCACCUGGCCCGCGAGCUGAAAGAGCUGGUGAAGGAACUGAGCAGCAGUGGCCAGGGGGAGCUGGUGACCCCGCUGCACCCCCGCAUCGUGCAGCUCUCCCACGUGAUGGACAGCCACGUGAGCGAGCGCGUCAAGAACAAGGUCUACCAGCUGGCCCGCCAGUACAGUCUGCGGAUCAAGAACAUCAGGUCGGCGUCCAGGCCUCCUCUGCAGUGGGAAAGGCCAGCUCCCGAGACGGAGGCGCAGAGCCCUGCCAUCCCCUGCCUGCAGGAGGAAGCUGGAGAGCGACCAGGCAGCAAAGGCAGGAGGAAGCCCGCGCUGUCCCUCCUCAGCUACGAGCAGCUGGUGGCCCAGGCGCACAGCCCUCCCAAGCCCUCCUCUGCCGCCCAGGCCUCGCCAACGCCGCCGCCGCCAACGCGUCGGUUCUCCUCCAGCUCUUCGGCUGCGUCGCCUGGGGCCAGGCCCUCGGCCCGGAGCCCCCUUAGUCCCCUCGACGCCGAGACCUUCAACUGGCCCGACGUCCGAGAGCUCUGCUCCAAGUACACCUCCCAGGACAAGGCGGCCCCGGCCAAGGGCGGCCCGCCAGUCAACCGGAGCCGCUCCUUGCCCGACAGCAUGGUGGAGCGUCCGGCGUCCAGCAGAGCGGGCCGCUGCUGCAGCCUGAGGGACCGGGGAGGUGUCGAGGCCCCCCAGCCCCUGCCCCCGGGCUCUGCGGCCCCGGGUUCCCUGAAUGGAGAUGAAGCUCUGUACGUUACCGCAGACCUCACGCUGGAGCACAACCGGCGGGUGAUCGUCAUGGAGAAGGGACCCCUCCCCAGUCCCGCUGUGGGGCUGGGAAAGGAAAGCAGUGGCCGAGGACCGAGCUCACCGCCGCCGGCCUUGGCGGGGCAAGGCCAAGAUUCCCAGGAGUCUGCAGAGUACGGGCCCAGGGAAGAAGGGGUCAGGGACCCAGCAGACCCCAGCAAGCAGGGCCGCGUGAGAAACCUGAGGGAGAAAUUCCAGGCCUUGAACUCCACAGGCUGACCCGACGCCCAUGGGCUGGAGAGGACCCAGGCGUGCUCUCCCGCUGAGUCUCUGGUCCGGGGCCUCACCAAGGCUGUCCCCGUUUUCUUCCGGAAGAAUGCUCUGGAAAGUAUUGUUGUCCACUCUGCUGUCAGUGCUAAGUGCUGGCUAUGCCCCCCGGGGUGUGGGGGAGGGCUAUGAGAACUCUCCUCAGGCCUAGAUGAGCCACUUCCCUUGUAAAUAGUCCUCUGAUACGAAGCCAGAUGUUUUUAUUUAAAUUCACUCUGCCCAGGGAGAGCAGGCACUGCCCAGGCAUCCCACACACUGGCUGGUCACUGCCCAGCUGAGGACCCGGAGGGAAGACAGCCUGGGCUAGCUCUGCUCGUUAACUGCCUUUUCUUAGGCUCCAGGCAGGAAUGAGGCCAAUAAUUUAUUAUUGCUUUCCAUCCUGUGGUGUGUGUAUGUGAGCGAGUAUGUCUUCCUGUGUAUUCUCUCCUCCUCUGAGGAGUGUUAACGAACUUGGUUCAGGUACUUUGGAAGGCUGUCUUGCUGGUCCUGUGGUUGUCGCUAACGGACACACAUUUCAUUAGUUGUCAAUGGUGUUAAUAACCACUGCUGACCAACCAA
This is a messenger RNA of Jaculus jaculus (lesser Egyptian jerboa), 4830 nucleotides long. It is a transcript of the gene Plekhg3, whose product is annotated as pleckstrin homology and RhoGEF domain containing G3. Gene Ontology annotation, molecular function: guanyl-nucleotide exchange factor activity. The transcript has 19 exons. NCBI's taxonomy places the organism in Eukaryota, Metazoa, Chordata, Mammalia, Rodentia, Dipodidae. The record is from RefSeq and is a predicted model, not a curated record. The coding region runs from base 136 to 4224 and encodes 1362 amino acids.